GAGAGAAAGAGAAAGAGAAAGAGAGAGAGAAAGAGAAAGAAAGAGAGAGAAACACCCACCACAACCUACACAGCCGACUCAACUAAUACCAGAGUUAGUGGCACCAUAACCAGUAGUAGUAGUAUUAAUAGUAGUGGUUGUAGUAACAGUAGGAGAAAUAGUAAUAGUAGUAGUAGUAGUAGUAGUAGUAGUAGUAGUAGCAGUAGUAGUAGU
Molecule: messenger RNA, 213 nt
Organism: Penaeus monodon (black tiger shrimp)
Lineage: Eukaryota; Metazoa; Arthropoda; Malacostraca; Decapoda; Penaeidae
Exons: 2
Source: RefSeq, a predicted model, not a curated record